AGGAGAUAGAGGAGAAAGAGAAUAGUCUCGUCCCUAUCGAGGAAAAAGUACAACAGACGAGCAGCCAGGCUGAUACAAUCCGGAAUAAGAUUGAUUCUGUUCAGAAAGAACGUGACGAGCAGCGUAAACAGAUCUCCAAGAUCGAGAAAGAAUUAUCGACCGUUCAGAAAGCCCAGAAACAGUUCGAAGAUCAAUGGAAGGAGACCAUGAAAAAACAAGGUAAAGAACUAAGCGACGCUGACCGGAAGGAAUACAAUUCCCUCCGAGCGCAAGCGUUAAGCAAGUCUUCGGAAAACCAGGUCAAGCUGGAGAACCUCAAUCGCCAACUAAAAACCGACGAGGUUACCGUCAACAGCUUAAGGGGCAAGGUUGAGACUUAUCAAGCCGCCGCGGAGAAGCUUGAGACUGAGCUAGCAGUUAUUCAUGAGAGGAAAAGCGUCACCGAAAUUACCGUCAAACAGCUUUCGAGAGAGAUGGAUGCUAAGAAGAAAGAAUUCAACCAGGUUCAGUCGGAAAGAGUUAGAACUAACCAAAGGCGGACAGAGCUCGAUGAGAAGCUUCAAGAUGUUCUAAGGAAGCUGUUAGAGGCGGAUGAUGGAAGACGCCAGAAUGACAAGGAGGCACGGAUGAAGGAGAUGGUCACCUCUCUGAAGCGCAUCUAUCCGGGCGUUAAGGGUAGGGUAGGAGAGCUAUGCAAACCGAAACAGAAGAAGUUCGAUGAAGCGGUCAUCACCGCCCUCGGACGAGACUUUGACUCCGUCGUUGUUGACAGCGAGAAGACUGGUGUGGAGUGCGUGCAAUAUCUGAAGGACCAGCGCUUCCCGCCAAUGACCUUCAUCCCAUUAGACAACAUCAAGGUCAACGCAGCGAACACUGCCGUUAAGGGCAUCAACGGGGCGCGACUAACUAUUGAUGCCAUCGAUUUUGACACUUCGCUCGAGCGCGCAAUGUCCUACGCAUGUGGUGGCUCGAUCGUGUGUGAUAGCUUAGAGAUUGCGAAGCAUGUUUGUUACGAGCGUAGAAUUCAGGUCAAAGCAGUGACGUUGGAAGGGUUUGUCAUUCACAAGGCAGGUUUGAUGACUGGUGGACGAGGUCCAGAUACCAAAGGGAAACGCCGCUUCGAGGAGCAUGACGUCCAGAACCUACAGAAGAUGGCGGACAAAUUUCGGGACGAGAUCGAGAAGCUACCCAGAGCGGAUAGGCGUGGCGUGGCGGAGGAGACGCUGCAAAACGAACUCGCGGGGCUCGAUCAGCGCCUAGCAUUUGCCAACAGCGAACUAACCGCAUUCACCCAAAACAUGGCCAGUAAGAAGAAGGAACUGGAACAUGUCAAACGCCAAGUAAAGGAGUGGCAGCCCAAGUUCAAGGAAGAAGACAUCAAGUUCCAGAAAACGCGCACAGCAGUAGAGAAGUUUAGGGCCGCCAUCGCCGAAGUAGAAGAUAAAAUCUUCGCCGAUUUCUGCAAACGACUCGGAUAUUCUGACAUUCGGGCUUACGAAGCGCAACAAGGAAGUUUGGAGCAAGAAGCUCAUGAGAAGCGUACGCAAUUCGAUCUCCAAAAGUCGAGACUAGAGAGCACCAAGAGCUGGGAAACGUCCCGACAUAAUGAAACUGAGAGCAGGCUCCGUAGCAUCGAAGAUCGCUUUAAGCGACUCUCUCAAGAUAUCAAAUCUUACCAGGCAGAGAAGGAGAAGAUUGAGAUGACAAUGAGCGAGGAUCAGGAUAGCCUUAACGUCCUUCAGCAGGAGCUGGACGAGUACAAAGCUGAGCUUGCGAAACGGUCAGAGAAGGUCAACGCGGCCAAGACAGAAGUUCAGAAGAGAAGCAAGGAUAUCGAGGGCAGGCAGAAGGCGAUCAGCGCACUGGAAACCGAAGUCCAGAGGAAUAGCGCUGGAAAAUUCGCGCUGUUGAGACGGUGCAGAUUAGAGCAGAUCAACGUACCUCUCACCUCAGGAUCUCUCGAUAAUCUCCCAAACCAGGACAACCUCUUACAACAGGAUCCGGACGCCAUGGAUGUAGACGAUGGAGACGACGCUGAUAUUAUGGGUGAUGCUAUGGAUGAUUAUGGUAUUGAGGUCGACUUCAACGAGUUAGAUGAUGAGCUGAAAGAUCCCGAGGACGAGAGCGUCGAGGAUAAGUUACAAGAGAAGAUCUCGUCGCUUACUGCGGAGCUGGAGAAGCUAAACCCCAACAUGCGAGCGAUAGAGCGCUUAGAGGUUGUCGAGGCACGACUCACAGCUACUCAAAAGGAUUACGAUAACUCCAAAGCGGUCUACGAGGCUGCGAAGGACGCCUUUGACGAUGUCAAGACCAAACGCUUCGAGCUAUUCGACAAGGCGUUUGUCCACAUCCGAGAGCAGAUCUCGCACGUCUACAAGGACUUGACGAGAUCGGACCAGUACCCACUCGGCGGUCAAGCCUACCUCGAUAUUGAAGAGGACACAGACAAGCCGUAUCUCUCGGGGAUCAAGUACCACGCCAUGCCGCCUCUCAAACGCUUCCGCGACAUGGAACAUCUGUCAGGAGGCGAGAAGACGAUGGCUGCACUUGCUCUGCUCUUCGCCAUCCACAGCUACCAGCCUAGUCCCUUCUUCGUGCUCGACGAGGUAGACGCUGCGCUUGACAAUGCGAACGUCGACAAGAUCAAGAAUUACAUCCGCGAGCACGCAGGGCCUGGUAUGCAGUUCAUCGUCAUCAGUCUGAAGACGGGCCUGUUCCAGGACAGCGAGAGCCUCGUCGGCGUGUACAGAGAUCAGGAAGUAAACAGCUCACGAUCGCUGACCCUUGAUCUACGCAAAUAUGUGUAAUACACAAGUUUAUUCUACUGGAAAGCAGGUGGUUCUACAGGGAGGGGAUGGCGUGUCACGAGGGACGGCUUCAUGAUAUGGGUAAUGAAUGAUAGGCGGGUGCCGGUGGAUAUUGGCACACCCCCAAGUUGUGGGCAAACCCCACCAGGCUCGCCCGUAUGCUUGUGUUGAAGAUACCUUUGACGGUUUCGCUUGGAGUAAAGUAGACUCCAGAUAUUUGUUUGUAUUACAUCUUUUUACUUCAGGGCAGUGUAGAUACCACUCACGCGCGGGUGCUUAGGCUUUCACGUUUGCUAGAAAUCUAG
Annulohypoxylon maeteangense is the source of this 3112-nucleotide messenger RNA. RefSeq lists its product as uncharacterized. The transcript has 3 exons. Gene Ontology annotation, biological process: sister chromatid cohesion. The record is from RefSeq and is a predicted model, not a curated record. Gene Ontology annotation, cellular component: chromosome; cohesin complex; nucleus. Bases 207 to 2807 code for a protein of 866 amino acids. Lineage: Eukaryota; Fungi; Ascomycota; Sordariomycetes; Xylariales; Hypoxylaceae. Gene Ontology annotation, molecular function: ATP binding; ATP hydrolysis activity; DNA binding.